AGAAGGGAGAGAGAGAGACACCGAACGCGAGCGAGCCAGCCAAAUCGACCCCCCGUACCCCGAAACCAGCGGUAGCACCACCACCCACCCAUGGCCUCCCUGGCGGCGAGAUCCGGCCUCCGCUCCCUGGCGGCGCGCGCCAGGGCCCCGGCCCCGGCGCCGGCCGGACGCCGCAUGUCCUCCUCCGCCCACGACGACGCCUAUGAGACGGCCAAGUGGGAGAAGAUCACCAUCAUGGGGGCCGUCACCUGCACCCUCCUGGCGGCCUGGAACCUCUCCAAGGGCCACCCCCACUUCGACGAGCCGCCGGCCUACCCAUACCUGCACAUCCGCAACAAGGAGUUCCCCUGGGGACCCAAUGGCCUGUUUGAGGUCAAGCACGACCAUUGAGUACUGAAUAGUGCAUCA
Molecule: messenger RNA, 408 nt
Organism: Triticum dicoccoides
Lineage: Eukaryota; Viridiplantae; Streptophyta; Magnoliopsida; Poales; Poaceae
Product: cytochrome c oxidase subunit 6a, mitochondrial-like
Exons: 4
Coding region: 91-390 (99 amino acids)
Biological process (GO): mitochondrial electron transport, cytochrome c to oxygen
Cellular component (GO): mitochondrial inner membrane
Molecular function (GO): enzyme regulator activity
Source: RefSeq, a predicted model, not a curated record